Mollisia scopiformis is the source of this 1848-nucleotide messenger RNA. RefSeq names its product malic enzyme. Bases 1 to 1848 code for a protein of 615 amino acids. NCBI's taxonomy places the organism in Eukaryota, Fungi, Ascomycota, Leotiomycetes, Helotiales, Mollisiaceae. Gene Ontology annotation, cellular component: mitochondrion. Gene Ontology annotation, biological process: pyruvate metabolic process; malate metabolic process. Gene Ontology annotation, molecular function: NAD binding; malate dehydrogenase (decarboxylating) (NAD+) activity. The transcript has 5 exons. The record is from RefSeq and is a predicted model, not a curated record.
AUGUCUCUGUCAGGGAGACGUAUAUCUGGAUUCAACCCCAUGGCUGCCGUCGACGUCGAACAGGUUGAAGCUGCCAUGAAGAUGGCUGCUCUUGAUUCAUUCAAGGGCUAUGCUCAGAACAACUACGGCACCGUGAACCAAUACCGAUCAACAGACUAUGUUUCCAAGAACAAUGCUGGAGGCUACCAAGUCCUCCGGGAACCUGCGUGGAACAAAGGUACUUCCUUUAGCCCUGAAGAAAGAGUAUCCAAAAACCUCUCUGGGCUCAUACCUCAUGUCCUAGAGAGCUUGGAGACCCAAUGUCAACGGGCCAUGCGCAUGAUCAACAGUCGAGGAACCAACGUCGACAAAUAUCUCUAUCUCUCCUCCCUCAAACAAAACAACACCGAUCUCUUCUACCGUCUCCUGAUCGACAACGUCCAACAGCUCAUGCCACUCGUCUACACCCCCACGAUCGGUGAUGUCUGCCUCCAAUACUCAACUCUCUACACCCACCCCGAAGCUCUCUACAUCUCCAUCAAGCAACGAAAGUCGAUUGCCACCAUUCUGAGGAAUUGGCCGUACCCAGAUCCAUCAAUUUGUGUCGUGACAGACGGAUCCCGUAUCCUUGGUUUGGGUGAUCUCGGCGUAAAUGGCGUUGGUAUCUCGAUCGGGAAACUCGCGCUCUACACAGGAGCAGCAGGUAUUCACCCCGAAAAGACGCUGCCCAUCGUUCUCGACUGCGGAACCGCAAAUGAGGGCAACCUCCGAGAUCCCCUGUAUCUCGGUCUGAGACAGAAGAGAGUCACUCCAGAAGUGGCGUUGGAGUUCAUGGACGAGUUCAUGGCUGCUGUCAAGGAAGUGUAUCCCAACAUGCUGGUCCAAUUCGAGGAUUUCGAGACCGAGAAGGCUUUCCAGUACUUGGAGAGGUACAAGCAUGAAAAGAUGUUCAACGAUGACAUCCAAGGUACUGGUGCCGUCGUUCUCGCUGGUUACAUGGGAGCAGUAAACCUCUCCGGCGUCCCAAUCGAGGACCAACGCCUCGUCUUCAUGGGAGCCGGUUCCGCGGGUGUCGGAGUCGCCAAGCAAGUCAUGGAAUUCUACACCAAACGCGGCCUCAGUGAACAAGCCGCCCGCGACAAAUUCUACCUCGUCGACACCAAAGGUCUCGUGACCAAGGACCGCGGUGACCGUCUCGCCGAACACAAGAAGAUCUUUGCCCGAACAGACAACAACGGUCAUCAAUUCUCGACCCUCGAAGCCGUUAUCGAGUACGUGAAGCCAACCGCUUUGAUUGGUCUCACUGCCACUUUCGGCGUCUUUACCGAGAGCGUGGUGCGAGCUCUGAAAGUGAGCGUCGAUGCCGGCGGAUUGGGACGACGACCGAUCCUCUUCCCAUUGUCGAAUCCUUUGACGAAAGCGGAAUGUACGUUCGAGCAAGCCAUUACCUGGACCGAAGGGACCGCCAUCUUCGCCUCCGGCUCGCCCUUCUCGCCAUUCACGACCAAGAGCGGUGAUAUGAUCCAGACAUACUAUCCCAACCAAGGAAACAACGUCUACGUAUUCCCCGGUCUCGGCCUAGGCGCUAUCCUCGCCAAAGCCAGCCGAGUGACAGACAGCAUGGUGUACACCUCGGCCGCAGCGCUCGCCGGCUGCCUCAACAGCGAGGAAAUCCGCAUGGGGCUCAUCUACCCGAAGAUCGAGCGCGUGCGCGACGCCUCGGUCGUCGUCGCGAGAGAGGUCAUGAAGACUGCCCGCCGCGAAGGCGUCUCUGAACUCCCUGAGGAAACGUGGGUUGAGUGGGAGGAGUGGGGUGAUGUGGCUCUGACGAGCUGGAUUAAGAAGCAGGUUUAUGACCCCAAGUGGUAG